This is a messenger RNA of Sceloporus undulatus (fence lizard), 2030 nucleotides long. It is a transcript of the gene DMRTA2, whose product is annotated as DMRT like family A2. The transcript is spliced from 2 exons. Bases 1 to 1710 code for a protein of 569 amino acids. Lineage: Eukaryota; Metazoa; Chordata; Lepidosauria; Squamata; Phrynosomatidae. Gene Ontology annotation, molecular function: RNA polymerase II cis-regulatory region sequence-specific DNA binding; DNA-binding transcription factor activity, RNA polymerase II-specific; protein binding. Gene Ontology annotation, cellular component: nucleus. The record is from RefSeq and is a predicted model, not a curated record. Gene Ontology annotation, biological process: regulation of transcription by RNA polymerase II; germ cell development; sex differentiation.
AUGGAGCUGCCCAGCGUGGCCCCCUCGGUGGCGCCCUCCUCCUCCUCGGUGGGGCCGGGCUCCGUGGCCGCGGCGGCGGCUGCUGCUGCUGCCGCGGCCAGCCUUCCGGUGAGCGUGGCCGGGGGUCUGCUGCGGGGCCCGCCUCUGCUGCUGCGGGCGGCCGAGAAGUACCCGCGGACCCCGAAGUGCGCCCGGUGCAGGAACCACGGCGUGGUCUCGGCGCUGAAGGGCCACAAGCGCUACUGCCGCUGGAAGGACUGCCUCUGCGCCAAGUGCACCCUGAUCGCCGAGCGGCAGCGGGUCAUGGCCGCCCAGGUGGCCCUCCGGAGACAGCAGGCCCAGGAGGAGAACGAGGCCCGCGAGCUCCAGCUCCUCUACGGAACCGCCGAGGGACUCGCCCUGGCCGCCGCCAACGGCAUCAUCCCGCCCCGCCCGGCCUACGAGGUCUUCGGCUCCGUCUGCUCCGCAGCAGCCGCCGCCGCCGCAGCCGCCGCCAACGAAGGAGCCGGAGGCACCGGGAGCCCAGAGGUGAAGCUGCAGAAGUUCGAGCUCUUCCCGAAGUCCCUUCUCCCGAGCCGCUCGGCGACCCCUCAGCAGCAGCAGCAUAGCAAGCCCUUGUCCCCUGACGGGGCGGACGGGGCUCCCGGCGGCACUUCUUCCCCGGAGCCUCCCCGUCCAGGCUGCGCCUCGGGCUCGGAGAACGGCGAUGGCGAGUCCUCCCUCAGCUCCCCGCUCUCCAAAGCCGCCAAGGACGGGGCCGCCGCUGUCGGGGCAGAAGAGGAGGAGAGCCCGGUCUCCUCCAUCAGUCCCAUGGGCUCGGACUCGGGCUGCUCGGAGGUGGAGAGGGAGGAAGCCGGGGCCGCCUCGACGGGUUUGGCCGCAGCUGCGGCUGCUGCAGCGGCUGCAGCCGCGGCAGCCUCGUCAUCGGGGGUGAGCAGCCGCCAACACCGGACCCCGCUGGACAUCCUGACUCGGGUUUUCCCGGCCCACAAACGCAGCGUCCUGGAGCUGGUCCUGGCCGGGUGCGGAGGGGACGUGGUGCAAGCCAUCGAGCAGAUCCUCAACAACCAUCAUCACCACCAUCACCACCACCACCACCAUCAUCCCCAGCAGCAGCAACAGCAGCUCCACCCUCGAGGGAGCAGCCCGGAAAAGGCUGGCGAGGAAGGCUGGGCCAGAGGCGAGGGCCCUGGGACCCUGGGGGCUCUCCAGCAGCAGCAGCAACCUUCCCCGACGGGGCCCACUGCCUCUUCCUCCUCCUCCUCGGCCGCCCACCAUCGUCCCUUACUAGCCGGAGCCAUGACCCCGGCCAUCGGAGCCCUGGGCAGUCGCUCGGCCUUCUCCCCGCUCCAGCCCAACGCCACCACUCACUUUGGGGCGGCGUCGGGGGCCUCGGGGGCGGAGGGUAGCGCCUACCCGCUGGGCACCCACCUGGGCCUCAGCCCUCUCCGGCUGGCUUACUCCGCUGCAGCAGCGGCCCACAGCCGGGGCCUGGCCUUCAUGGCCCCUUACUCGACGGCGGGGCUCAUGCCCACCCUGGGAUUCCGGCCCCCCAUGGAGUACGCCUUCAGUGACCUCAUGCGCGACCGCUCCGCUGCCGCAGCAGCAGCCGCAGCCGCCGCAGCCGCAGCCGUCGGGGCCCACAAGGAGCAGGGCUACCCCAAUGGGCUCUAUGGGCCCCUGGUCAACCCGGCCCCCGAGAAGCAGUAGCCCCGACGGCGGCCCUAAAGGCAUGUAGUAGAGCAUGUGCAGAGAGAGAGAGGAGGAGAGGUUGAGAGAUCGCAACUUCGAAUGAAUGACCGGCCCCCAGUUUUGUCCCCCCCCCAGUAACCUUAGCCCUCCGUAUCCACUGAUUUUUUUUAAUCCACUCAUUAAACCAUUAAAAAAAAAACAUAUCAGUUCCCCAAAGCCAACCUUGACUUGGCGGUAGAAGGGAGACCGUGUUGCCAUGCCACUGUUGUUCGUGGGACUUGAGCAUCCACAGAUUUUGGCAUCCGCAGAAAGGGGUGUGUUGUGUGUCUUGGAGCCAA